This is a messenger RNA of Gastrolobium bilobum, 902 nucleotides long. RefSeq names its product ras-related protein RHN1-like. The transcript is spliced from 7 exons. Lineage: Eukaryota; Viridiplantae; Streptophyta; Magnoliopsida; Fabales; Fabaceae. Bases 73 to 681 code for a protein of 202 amino acids. Gene Ontology annotation, molecular function: GTPase activity; GTP binding. The record is from RefSeq and is a predicted model, not a curated record.
UAAUACUCUCCUUCAUCAUAAAAUUCUCUUCUUUUUUUCCGUAGCAUUUACAACUUUGUUCAACCUUGCGGUAUGGCAAGACUUGGGACUGGGAAUAAGAUCAUCCAAGCUAAACUGGUGCUUCUUGGGGACAUGGGGACUGGAAAGACAAGCUUAGCAUUAAGAUUUGUAAAAGGCCAAUUCUUUCAUAACCAGGAACCAACCGUAGGAGCAGCCUUUUUCUCUCAAAUAUUAUCAUUAUCUGAAGCUACUGUAAAGUUUGACAUAUGGGACACAGCAGGACAAGAAAGAUACCAUAGUUUGGCUCCUAUGUACUACCGUGGUGCAGCAGCAGCAAUUGUUGUAUAUGACAUCUCGAGCAUUGAUACGUUUGUUAGAGCCCAAAAAUGGGUUCAAGAAUUGCAAAGACAUGGAAGUCCAAAGUUAGUGAUGGCAUUGGUUGCAAACAAAUCUGACUUGGAGUCAAAGAGAGAGGUUAAAGCUGAGGAAGGGGAGCAAUUUGCUCAAGAGAAUGGAAUGUUCUACAUGGAAACAUCUGCUAAGACUGCAGAGAACAUCAAUGAGCUUUUCUAUGAAAUAGCUCAGAGACUAGCAAGAGCAUUUCCCCCAAAGCCUACAGGGAUUAAUUUGAACAAUGGAAUGCAAGAUAGAAGGAGAAAAUUUUUCUGUUGCUCAGCUUGACAUCCCCAUGUAAUCAAAUCAGAGACUCACAGGAUAACCAAUGGUAUCAGGGUGCCCCUGACUACAUUAUUUCAUACAUCAACCCCUCUGAAUAACCUUAACUAUGAAAAGUUCCCCAAGUAAUUCACUUUUAAUUUGGAGUAUUGUUUUGAUUUUUUUCUUUUUUUCUUUCGAGCCGUAUGAGGCUUUGUAAAGAAGUUCACACGUAAUGAAAACUUUUU